CGGUAACUGCUUUUGUUUCACUUUACCCGAGCGUUUAGAGACUUUAAGUGUCCACCUCCUCUGCGGGUAAUUGAGGGUCUUUGUCAGCCCCCUUCUCUCAAGACAGUUGACUGUACACAUAAAGGGAAAAACUCUGCGCACGAGCAUUUGGACAAUAUGUUGUACGCAAGUAAACUUCUUUAGUGGAACAGGCAUGUUAAACUUUUUUGUUACCAAACUGCCCGAAACUAUCAGAUGGGAAUAUCGUGGAAAACAAUGCAGCAGUGAGAUUUGAAGAUGGAUGUGUUUUUAAAGUCACACAUCUGCGUGUGGUGCUUGUGUUUAUUUCUUGUGAAGUUACACGCGCAACUUGCUCCCGAGUGUUAUCCGGGCGGGCACAGGACCCUGCGGAACGCAUAUCGGAGCGUCGACUUUGACUCCACAGAACUUCAGAACACAGCAAUACAGGAUCUGAUCUGUGACCAUACGCUCCCAGCCGGAUGGUACCGCUUCACCAUAAACAGUAAACCUGCGGAAAUGCCGACCCGCUGUGUUGAGAUGAACCGCUGUGGUACUCAGGCUCCGGUGUGGUUGUCUCUUAAAGACAGCUCUCUUCCCAGGCCCGGAGAGGUCAAGAGACUUUCAGCUUGUGCUACGUGGCAGUUUUUCCAUGGAAGCACCAAAGACUGCUGCCUUUUCAGGAUACCUAUCUCUGUCCGAAACUGUGGGGAGUUCCUGCUGUACCACCUGCAGCCCACGCAAGGGUGCAUGGGAUACUGCGCAGAAGUUGUCUCACAGUACACACCCAAAUUCUGCCCACCUGGUGAAACUGAAGUCAAUGGUGUAUGUGCAGCGAACCUUCCUUCACUAACUUCAAAACCCGUGGUGACCCCUGAACUAGUGGGAAGUAGCGUUCAUCUGCGAUGUUCCCAUGUCGGGGUGGCGUUCAGCCGUCCGGUGGGGUAUCUGGUGGUGUGGGGACGGUACACUUCCAACAAUAUGAAGGUGGAGCUCAGACGAGACACAACGACCAGACUGUACUCGAUGGUAGAGAUGGAUGGAGUUCAUUUCAGACUUGGAGAAACGUUUUCCUGCAGCGUCUCCACGUUCCUCCCAAACUCCUCCAGCUCCCACUCGACCCCAAAAGAGAGCGCCGGGUUUUUCGCAGGAGUCAAGUUUGUUCCAGAUGUUCUGCACAUACGCGAGGAUGCCAAGAAACACGACGUGGCUGUACACAGCACAGUCCCUAUUGCCUGCCACGGGUUCGAGCACAGCCGGCGGUGCAAAGUGUCGCUUGCUCUUAACAUAUAUGACUCCGACAAUGUCGUUGCGGAGGUCCCGAAUGUGGCUCUGUCAUCCUGCCAUGUGGAGCUCAUGUCCCAGCCCUGCCGUAACAACGUCUGCGCUCAGGGAACCGUGACUGUCACCGCCGUCACAGAUUUCACUAAGGACGGAAAUCGGGUCAGCCUCCUUUCCGCCCAGCCCGCUCAAGGCAGUCCUCGCCUUUGGAGAGGUUACAACCCCACUGCACUGAAGAUCACAGUUCAAGAUGUCCCCACGGCUACCUGUUACUCCCUGACAGAUCCACACAUCAUUACAUUUGAUGGCAGGCGAUACGAGAACCAGCAGACGGGCACGUUUUUGCUUUACAAAAGCACAAAGCGUAAUUUCGAGGUCCACACCAGACAGUGGGAUUGUGGGAGUCGACACUACAGCACGGCUUGUACCUGCGGAGUAGCCGCUCGGGAGGGCAAUGAGGUCGUGACCUUUGACAUGUGCGACGGACAGUUGCGUGAGACACGUCCCCAAUUAUCUCUCAAGGCCUUGACAGCGUUCACAACCGGUCAAUUAAAGAUCCAAGAGACACACCAGGGAAAGAAGAUCACGAUCGUGUUUGGCUCCGGCGCGCUUGUACGAGCAGACGUCAGCGAUUGGGGAAUGAGUCUGUCCGUCAGGGCCCCGAGUCGAGACUUUAACGCCACCAGAGGCCUGUGCGGGGUAUUUGACCGAAACAGUCACAAUGACCUCCAUCACCCCGCAAGCACAAGCCACCACACCAAUGGCCAUGCAGAAUUUAUCGAGAGCUGGAGGAUCCCUCCUGGGGAGAGCCUGUUUGACAGCAUGCCACCUGCCGCGGAUGAGGAGAUAAAGUGGAAUUUCUGUGCUUGUCGUGAGGGAUAUAGCCCGUCUUUCCAUUCAGCGCAUGCUUCAGAUGGCACAGUAAACCCGCCUCAGGUUUCCCGCUGCCAAUCUCAUGACGAUGCGGAUUACGUGUCCCUGUUCCCUUCCAAAGAUGCCACGGCAGAGUACGUCGUGAAACGGAGCUCAAACCGGAAGGCGAGGGCGUCAGAUGAAGCGCCACAGUCGGCCCUGAAUAAUGCUUUUCUUAGCAUAGAGGAGCUCGAAAACGAAUCAUUAUUUAACAUCCAAGCUCCUUGCUUGAACGAAUCCAAGGUGCCCUUACCAACCUCAAGUGCUCGGCAUAAGAGACAGACCCUUGAGCUCCUCCCCAUUUACCCUUUCCGGGCCAUAAGCCAGAGCGACCUGGAAAGUUUGGCCUACUUCUUUCCAGAUGAUCACCGCUUUUCUAGUCGCCCAGCUGCCCACCCGUCCUGGCCGACACCCAGCGGUCUCACUUCUGCCAAAGCUUUGGAGGUCUGCCAGUUGGCCCUUACUAACUCAACCGUGGGCACGGCGUGCCGAGGCCUUCUGGGUCGGCGCCUGGAAGAGGCUGUGAGUCUUUGCGUUCUGGAUCUUCAGCUGAAGGACGAUUUGGCCUGGGAAGACGCCCUCGUGCCCUUCCUGGAGAACGAAUGCGAGCGCAAGUGGCUGGAGAGCAGGAAUCAACGUUCUUUGAUUGGAGAUUGGAGAGCUUCGGCGGAUGUCGCAACGGCUCUGCGGUGUCCAAACUUUUGCAGCGGGAACGGUCGGUGUUUGGAUUGGGGAUGUCAGUGUGAGCCAGGCUAUAGCUCACAUGACUGCAGUCUCACUAUUAGUCAGCCAAUAGAAGUCACGGACUUGGAGAACGGCGGAUUAUGUAACGUGCGUGAGCUCGACUGUGAUAGGGUGAGGGUUUUUGGUCUGGGCUUCAUCGACUCGACUGACCUCGCAUGCCUUGUGAUCAAAUUAAAGCAAAUGAAUGCAAUUUGGAUCCCAGAGGAGGAAAGGAGAACCAGAGCCACCUUCCUCAGUUCUCGAGCGGUGGAAUGUGCCGUCCCGCGGCUUAACAACAUGGGUGCAGACACCGUAGACUUCAUGGCCGACGAUCAGCCCUACGCAAGAUGGGAGAUCAAGAUAACUAAUGAUGGUCGCCUGUACAGUGAGGGGAAGAUCUUGACCCUUUACGACGGCAUUUGCCAGCUGUGUGUGAGUCCCUCUGGAUUCUGCAAGCUGAAGGAGAGGACAUGUAAUAUAGAUGGCAUGUGUUUUGCUGAUGGAGACUCCAGCCCUUCUAGUCCAUGUCUGUUGUGCAACUCUACGGCCUCCAAAUACACCUGGUCUGUGAACGAAGCUAAUCGGCCGCCAGCCUUCCACGCGCCACAGGCCAGACUGCAGACCUUUGCAGGGGAGAACUUUGUGUAUCAAUUCACAGCCACAGACCCAGAGGGCUCGGCCUUUCUCUUCCAACUGGAGACGGGGCCUCCGGGAGCCUCCGUUUCGCCGGCCGGGCUCCUCAUCUGGAGGGUGCACGCGGAAGAAACACAGAGUUUUCAAUUUGCGGUGUCUGAUGAGUGUGACGCACAGAGCAGAUUUACUGUGGAGGUCGACGUUCGCCCGUGUGGGUGUGCGAACGGAGCAACAUGCGUGACCGACAUCAAGCAUCCUGCUGGCAGCGGCGAGUACCUGUGUGCUUGCCCUACGGGUUUCCGUGGCGACCUGUGCCAGGAGGACCUGAACGAAUGCGGUUCUGACCCGUGUGGAGCUGGAGUGUGCGUGGAUCUGAUCGACGGGUUUGAAUGCCAAUGCCCAGCUGGACUCACAGGUUUGACGUGUCAGGAGGAUGUGAACGAAUGUGAGGGAACCCCGUGUUUUCCCAGUGUUACGUGUGUGAACAUCCUCGGCUCCUUCAGGUGCGGGCCCUGUCCUCGUGGUCUUGAGGGAAAUGGGAUCUCCUGCAAAGCUCCGGCAAAGUUGGUCACAUCUCCUCCCAUCAUCAAGCCCCAUGUCGUCCCCUCUUCCGCGUCCCCCGCCGUGUGGUCCAUCAGCAAAACCACCGUCCCUUCUUCCAAAACGACCUCCACUCACCUCUCACCGGAUUCCGAAGCUCCAAGCAAGACCCCGGUCAACAAAGCCGACACCACUCUGAGUAAAAAAACUGGUGACCCCAGCAAACUACAUACGACAGCCAAGAAGACAGCCAAGUGCACAAGUAGGCCGUGUUUCCCAGGCGUUCAGUGUAUCGACCUGCGGCCUCCCUACAUUGGGUACGUCUGCGGGCGAUGUCCUCCAGGUUAUCAUGGCAAUGGACGUACCUGCACCAAACAAUCAAAACCUCCCGCUCUUCGCUACCAGCCACCGCCCCAUACCCAACCCAAGAACAUCCCGCCCCUGGCAUCCCACAGCGCUUCCCAUCUGCACCUCUCCGUCCUUCGAUUCAGGCAACCUCAGAGACGUCUAUCCUCACUUGCAAGGACCACAGGACACCAGCAGGCCACCGCUCGCAUCCCCCUCCCGCCAACCUCUCCACCUGUCACGGCGAAGGGAGAGUCAACUGCGAUGGUGGGACGCAUGCCUGCCUUAACCAACAGCAGGGGACGUAUCCUCGCUCGCUCUCAUGACCAACUAAACGUUCCCCACGAGCAAGACGCCUCGUUUAAAGUCUUGGCAGGUGGAUUCGCAGGCGUCACAGCCGAAGUGACCCCUAAAGUCACUUUUCCUCACACUUCGAGGCAAGCUGGGACAUCUCCGAAACAACCAAGUCAGGUCGCAAUAUCCCUGGCUCGACCUUGGACUCUUCCCGAUGGCCAGCGACCCAUAACCGCUGCUCUGACCUCACGCUCUUUCUCGCUCUCGGAGGCAGAGUUUUCUGCAGAUGGAAGUCUGGGACCUGGAAUUCAAGACCCUUACGAGACCCAGCCGCUGUCUCGGGAGAGCUUCACCUACCUUGAGGAACAAGACCAUACGCAGUUUGUGGACACCGAAGAGACUUUCCAGGACGGUAGAUUCCAAAGUAAAAGUAAAAAUGUAGUGGUGUUGGAGGAGAAAGGUUUCACCUGCGCAGAUGUUACUUGCUUCCCGGCAGUCCACUGUGAACUAAGAAGAGAUGGAAAACUUGGAUGUGGACGGUGUCCUUUGGGGUACACGGGGGAUGGACGAACGUGCAGAGCUGUAUGCAAGCAUGUCUGCGGUAGACACAUGGAAUGUGCGGCCCCAAGCACAUGCCGAUGCAAGAGAGGAUAUAGCGGACCCGACUGCAACACAGCUGUCUGCAGUCCUGCUUGUGUGAACGGAGGCAAAUGUGUUGCUCCAGAUGUGUGUGAAUGCCCAUCGGGUUACCAUGGAGAAACCUGCGAAAACGCUCUCUGCAGUUCACCCUGCCUGCAUGGAGGCACAUGCGUGGGUCGAGACACCUGCUCGUGUCCCUAUGGCUUCGUCGGGCCCAGAUGUGAAACCAUGGUGUGCAACCGUCACUGUCAAAACGGGGGGAAGUGCACGUCACCGGAUGAGUGCGAGUGUCUGGCGGGGUGGACGGGACCGUCGUGCGAGACAGCUUCGUGUGACCCCAUGUGUCUCAACGGCGGAUCCUGCGUUCGUCCAAACUCCUGCGUCUGCCAGCACGGCUUCUACGGGUCUCGGUGUCAAAACGCUGUUUGCAUACCACCCUGCAAAAACGGCGGUCACUGUAUACGUAACAACGUCUGCUCAUGCGCGGACGGAUAUUCAGGCCUGCGCUGUGAGAAAAGUGUGUGUGAGCCAGUGUGCAUGAAUGGAGGUAGAUGUGUCGGACCAGACGUCUGCGACUGCGCAUCAGGCUGGAGGGGAAAGAGAUGCGAUAAACCUGUUUGUCUGCAGAAGUGUUUAAACAGAGGUGAAUGUGUCGGGCCGAACACCUGCCACUGCAGUCCCGGCUGGAAAGGAACUCUCUGCCAAAUCCCAAUGUGCGAACAGAAGUGUCUGUACGGAAGUCGAUGUGUCCGUCCCAACGUGUGUGCAUGCCGAGCAGGGUACACAGGAUCUCUGUGCUCCAGAAAGCUUCCUGUCCAGAGAGGAUGAGGAACCGGAUGUGUCACGACACUGGUCCUUUAUUUUACUACUUUUUAACCUGACAGGGUUACAAUAUCUGUUACAAUUUGUAAAUAUCAUAUACAAAGACAAUUAUUUAUGUAUACAGUUUGGUAUAAUAUAAUGUGUUUUACUUUUUCUAAACUUUGUUGCAUUUUUAAAACGAUUCAGGUGAA
Messenger RNA from Triplophysa dalaica, 6377 nucleotides. RefSeq names its product von Willebrand factor D and EGF domain-containing protein. The coding region runs from base 277 to 6192 and encodes 1971 amino acids. Gene Ontology annotation, biological process: anatomical structure development. The record is from RefSeq and is a predicted model, not a curated record. Lineage: Eukaryota; Metazoa; Chordata; Actinopteri; Cypriniformes; Nemacheilidae. Gene Ontology annotation, cellular component: extracellular region; cell surface. The transcript is spliced from 32 exons. Gene Ontology annotation, molecular function: calcium ion binding; signaling receptor binding.